AUGCUGGCAUUAAGCCUUCGAUGGUUUCUAGAACAUCACAGACUCAAAUCAGACCCGGACAUAUUAAAGCGAACCUAUGUCGAUAACAUUCUAUCUCAAGCCGCCACUGAAGAGGAAUUAGUCGCGAAAGCCAAAGAAGCGAAACAACUCCUCAGCACGGUCAGAUUUCACCUCCGCGAAUUUUACUCAAAUUCGGCUGAAUUGAUGAAGGAGCUAAACCCCACAGAAACUAGAGACUCAACAAAGUUUCUGGGAAAAAACUGGAACUUUCAACAAGACUUAAUCUUGAUGACGACGCCAACACUUCAACCCAUAUCUACAAAACGAAGUCUUUUACAGUUCAGAGGGAAACACUUUGAUCCAGAAGGACUAACAUGCCCCUUGACUCUUCCUUUAAACCUCAUCUUACAAGCCACAUGGUCUAUUCCGAACUUAACAUGGGAUGACCCAUUACCACCCCACAUCAUGGAAGAGCUAAACAACGUCGUCCCCUUCUGGGAAACUCCCACAACGUUUCGAAUUCCACGCAAAAUAAUUAACUGGAAUCAACCAUAUUAUCUUCACGCGUUCACCGAUGGCUCGAAAGUUGGUAUUGGCAUCUUGAUUUACUUAGCCGCUCUAGCAGAAGACCGCACGUUCGAAUUACCUCAAUUGAUCAUGGGCAAAUCUCGAGUAGCACCGAAAAAAGCAAAUUUGGAUUCCGAACUAACCAUUCCAACCACGGAAAUUGUGUCCAUUUCCAGCGGUGUCCUCCUGCUACAAUUUGUCGAACAACACCUUCCCUUCCCUCCAGAAAAGAUCAUCCUUUGGAACGAUAGUCGUUCUUCUUUGGAAUCACUUAUCAGAAACAUGGAUCACAAAUCAGUUUUCGUAAAAAAUCGAUUACGUUUGAUCCGCGAUAAAGGACGAAAUUACGAAAUUCGGCAUGUACCGGGUAAAGAAAACAGCGCAGACAUUCCGUCCCGAGGAAUAGUCAACCCCGCCGACUUAGUAGAAAAUAAAUUCUACUGGCACGGACCCAAAUUCUUGCAAAACCCAGAAGAUUGGCCUUCCGAACUCGUUAUACCAGCUGGAUCUUUCGAGGAGGACCAAACAACAGUGGCCGUCGUCACCCCACCAGAACCUCUGAUUGACCCCGAACGGUUCGGUUCUUGGAGUAAACUUCAUUUAACCGCCAGAAUAGUCAUCAAUUUUACACGGAAACUGCAGAAAAAGCCUGCCGCAAACAAUGCUGAGGUGGAUCGUCUACUCUUCCUCCUGGAUCAACAACGGAACCCUCCCUCGGAGAAAGAGAUCACCGACUUCAGGCUCUUCCAAGACCAACAUAACCUCUGGCGUUGCGACAUCCGCCUACAGGAAAGCGACCUACCUCCAGCCGCAAAAACCCCUAUAUGGCUACCGAAUUCGCAUCAGACACGUCUAAUCAUCAGACACUACCAUAAUCAAAAGCUUCAUGCCGGAGUUGAUCUUACCUUAUGCCAACUACGGACCAAAUAUUGGGUAAAAAGAAGCUUUGUGAGGAAAACCAUCAAAACUUGUAGUUUUUGUAAGCGUCAAAAGUCAAAACCCUUCGAAUUUCCCCCUUUCGCACCACUCCCCCAAACACGGUGUACACAAGGGAUCCCGUUCGAUGCCGUCGGAGUUGACACCUGUGGACCCUUCAAGGUGAAAGACCACGAAGAUGUUCAUGUCCUGAUUUUUUCGUGUCUCAAAUAUCGAGUCCUCCAUACAGAAGUUAUAGCCAGCUUGCAAACCACUGAUAUUAUCCACGGUUUUACAAGAUUCAUUUCACGAAGAGGACCCCCUUCACAAAUCUUGAGUGACAAUCACCCCUCACUGUGCGCCGCCAAAGACUUCCUUCAGAAAACCCACCAGACUAAUCAAAAUUUUUGUUGGAGUUUUAUCACACCAAGGUGUCCUUGGGAGGGCGCUUCGUACGAAAGGAUUAUCGCAGAGUUAAAAAGAGCAAUGAAAAACUCCGGAACAAAAUCCAAAUUGGACAUUGAAGAGUUCCGAACGUUGAUAUCCCGAUCGGAAGAAGUGGUAAAUUCCAGACCUCUCACCGCACAAUCUGACGACGUUAACGAUCUUCGAGCGAUAAAACCUUUCGACUUUAUCGGUGUCCGAUCAGACUACGAAGGAGACAGUGAAGGAGAUGAACCAGAAGAAGAAGAAAGAGACCCAACUUACGUAGAACGAGAAAAUCUACAAGAAACUCUACGAAAGAAGAAAAAUAGAAUAGAGGCAAGAUUAGAAAAGUUCAAGACGUUCUGGAUAAAACAUUAUCUUCAAUAUCUAGCCGAGAAGAAUUCGAAAAAACGGAACAAUGGGAUAAGAAGAACCCCAAUUGUAGGAGAAUUGACAUUAGUCGCGGACCCCACCUUACCAAGACAGCAAUGGAAAUUAGGAAGGAUCCAACACCUAAACGAAGGCCGUGACGGUAUCGUGAGAACUGCCGAUGUCUUAGUGGCGGAUAACUUGAAGAAUUAUCCAGCCGAAACCUCCAGAAAAAUCAUAAAAAGGAACAUCACUCAACUCUACAGCCUGGAAAUCACACCAAGCGAAGACACAGAUUGGCUGAAAGAGUUACUACCACAACCGGAUGUCGAAAUACCGGCACCUCGAAGAUCACCGAGAACAAAGAAAUUGAAUCUGGCCUCAGAACAAUUCAACCUCCUGUCAAUAAACACCGUGUUAAUGGUGUUGUCAAUUGUUUUCAUGCUAAUCUACCCAAGCGAGGGCUACAAUUUCUGCCCCAUGGAUACAAGGCCAGUUUACUGGCGACCGACACCAAUGCGCGCAUGUUCGGUUCCUUAUAUGGAAAAUCUUACCCCAACAACCGUGGUGGUGUAUCAAGCGAAUCACGUAGAAUACAAGACAAAGGCAUAUAUUUGCUCAGCUGAACUCCACAAAAUAACUUCGUGGACUGACAUCUAUGGGUUUGAAAGAAGUGAAGAAGAGAUAAUUGAGAAAUCGGAAUUAAGUGCCGAAGAAUGCUGGAGAAUGAAGGAAACCCGAAAAUGUAUAUACGGUUCACUAUCUAUGCAUGGAGAAGAUCUGAAGACCAACACAAGACCAGAGCUCUCUGAUAUCCCAAAUAGGUUUAUGAGUCUCCUCAACAGGAGAGACGAAGAAUUUGGAGUUUGUAAAGUACUGUCGACACUAGUUCUCGCUCAUUUCGGAUCGACAGAAGCAGUAUGCCCAAGAAUAGACCUAACCAACUGUAAAUAUGAAGACAACCAAUGCCGAACCAAAGACGAUCGGAUGGUGGUAUGGAUUCACAACACAACACAAAACUGUCCAUACAUAAAAGCAUCAACUGUUAAGGGAGUUAAAAACAACCAGACGUUCAUAUCUGAAGAAGAGGAACUGAUGCUGACCUUUUCAAAUAAGAGAACAGUGUCGUGCCAAGAUAAGCUCUGGAUAUCGGAUCAAGGAGUCCCGUUCCAAUUUGAGAAGAAUACGUCACCCAAGAAAAGAGAUUUGACAACAGCAGAAAAACAGUUCGCGAGUCACGUCAACCUAGUAGAUCUCCAGAACACAACAAGGAUCCUAUGUGACGAAAUCAACCAACAAGGCCAGAUAUUGAAUCAAUUAAUAGCGAGCAAACCAGCCGAAUUCGCCCAAAGACUUCUCAACCGAACAGACGUAAAAGUACAAUCAGUAGGGCACGGCAUCGUGAGUAUUACCUUUUGCACCACAGUGCCGGAUGAAAAAGUACACUUCCAACAAGAAGAGACCAGAGAAUUUAGAAUAAAAGUCAACGUAGAUGGAAAAGGGAUAAUGUUCUUGGACCCAGUUACGGAGGAAUUACAUUUGAAUCCGUCAGGCCUUUUCACAGAUACGGAACGAGUUGUCCGACAUAACGGCAAAUACUUCAGAUCAACACAAGGAUAUCUCCAACCGAUUAACGUUGUAACAGACGAACGAGAAGAAGUGCAAGUUCUCACCAAAGAAUUCGUCUUCAAGAAGGGCCAUUCCCUCACCACCCCGUGGCUGGACGAAAUGUUGGUAAAAGAAUACUUGAAAUCACACAACGACCUCAUCGAGUCCUUUUCUAAGCCAAUCGUCAGGAGAUCAUCAAAGACGUGGAGAGAAGAAAUCACAGAAAUCAUCGUCUCUCCAAUUCUGCCUUACUUACGGUUGUGGUGGUCAAUCUGUGCGGGACUAGUCUCGCUAUACACAGUUACGUCGAUCCUAAACAACUUCACCGCAGAAAAGAAGAUCCAACUCAAGAUGCCAAGGAGGAAUGCCAGGAAGAAAAAUCCUCUCCGACGAAAGAGGAAAAACAACCGGAGGUCAUCCCAAAGGCCCAAUGAAGAAACCCCGCUUGGAAUAGUCUUCCAAAGGGCAGAACUGCCGAGGAGAUCUGUCAAAAUAAGGCAACUUCUCGCGCGCGGAGUGUCGCGACCACCGCGAAAAGCCUAA
Molecule: messenger RNA, 4428 nt
Organism: Bursaphelenchus xylophilus (pine wood nematode)
Lineage: Eukaryota; Metazoa; Nematoda; Chromadorea; Rhabditida; Aphelenchoididae
Source: the annotation of a GenBank genome assembly